This is a messenger RNA of Ictidomys tridecemlineatus (thirteen-lined ground squirrel), 3251 nucleotides long. It is a transcript of the gene Slc7a6os, whose product is annotated as solute carrier family 7 member 6 opposite strand. Gene Ontology annotation, biological process: developmental process. The record is from RefSeq and is a predicted model, not a curated record. Lineage: Eukaryota; Metazoa; Chordata; Mammalia; Rodentia; Sciuridae.
CUUCGCCUUCCCAUAGUGCUUCGCGACAGCCGGUAUGGAGGCCGGCAGGACCGCAGUGCUGCGGGUGAAGCGGAAGCGCACCGCGGAGCCAGCCGAGGCUCUUGUGCUUGCUUGUAAGCGCCUUCGGAGCGGCGAUGUCGAUGUCCAGUCGGCUACUCAGAAGACACCGGAGGGUCUGGAGAGAGCGGCGGAGAAUAAUGUCUUCCAGUUGGUGGCCACCGUGCACUCUCAGGAGGAGCCAGUCCAGCAGCUCGUGCGGGCUGCCUUGCGCCCUUCACGGGGCAGCCAGCAGCGUAUCCGCCGCGAUCUCCGCGCCUCAGCUCGCGAUGUGCGGAAAGAAGGCCGCUACCGGGUGGUCUCCAGCCGCCGAUCCUCAGGGAACUCCGGCAGCCUGGAGUCCGAGUACGCGCCAGGAACCCCAAAAGCUGCUGGGGACGCAGACUUUCAGCUAUUGGACCUGGUACAUGAGGAGGAAGACCCAGAGGCUGACACCACGGCCUCCUUCAAAACAUCUGACCCAGAUGUGAUCCUCUGCAAUUCUGUAGAGAUGAUCCGCGAGCGGUUGACUGUAUCUGAGGAUGGACCAGGAGUCGGGCACCAAGAGGAACAAAAGCACGAUGACUAUGUAUAUGACAUUUACUACUUGGAGAUGGCCACUCCAGGGUGGAUUGAGAAUAUCCUCUCUGUGCAGCCCUACAGCCAGGAAUGGGACCUGGUAAAUGAUGAUCAACAACCAGAUGAUAUUUAUGAAGACGAAGAUGAUGAGAACAGUGAGAAUAAUUGGCGCAACGAGUACCCAGAGGAGGAGAGCAGUGAUGGUGAUGAUUCCAGAGACUCUGAUGAAUAUAACAGCCUCAGUGAGGAGGAAAGAGGCAGCAGCAGGCGACUGGUAUGGAGCAAGUACCCUCUGGAUGUACAGAAGGAGUUUGGCUAUGACAACCUCCACGACCUGGAUUCAGAUUGAUGGUCUUGUGAUAUCCAGGAGGUUCUACCACAGGCCUUUGAGGGCUCUGUGACUGGUAUCAACUGGCCUAGCAACAUGCUCUUAGGAUUCCUAGGUGAACAUGUGGAAGGAAAAAGCAGACCCAAUAGUACCACCCCAGCAGUGAAAACUUAAGGGAGUACAUCUUUUCUACUCACAGUAGGCUUCUUGACCUCUAUCAAAAGAGACCCUACCAUCUAGGGGGGAAAAAAAAAAUGGAAGUUCCUUUCACUUCCUGGCCCAGGCAUUUUUCCUAAUAUUCCAGUUCUCUCAUGCUUAAGCCAGAAGGGAAGGAGAGACACCUGUUUCAUUAGCAGUAAUAUUCUGCUUCUCCCCACCCCACCCCAGGCUGCCUACCUGCAGUAAAAGCCUGCUCUCUUCGAUAGAGGGGAUCUAGAAGGGCUACAGUGGGUCCCUUGCAGGGCACAACCCAGUUAUAACAACUAUUAGGGCAGAACGUGGAAUCUGAGCUGGGAGGUUUUAGUCAAUAGGUCUUUGUCCUCCCUGCUUCAGACUUCAAUAAUGGUUGUAAAGAUUGCUGUUGUUCUUUGGUAAUGGGGCCAAGGCACAAUGCAUAUGAAUGAUACUAUUAAAUAAAGAUUAACUUUUAAUAUGGAAGCAAGCAAUUUUUCAAAAACUUUUCCCCCUUUUUUUGCAGUUCUGGGAACUGAACCCAGGAGUACUCUACCACUAAGCAACACCUCCAGCCCUUUUUAUUUUUUUGAGACAGGGUCUCACUAGCCUCAAACUUAUCAUCCUCCUUCCUUUAGCCUAGUAAGUAGCUGGGAUUACAGAUAAGCACUAACACAUCCAACUCUUCAAAACCAUUUAAAUCUGAAUAUCUUAGGUGUUUUUCCAUUGACUUUCCCCCACAAAAAAAAUGGGGGGUUAAUGAGGUAGAAGUUACAGAAUUAACCUUAGACAUAAAGGUCUCACAACAAGGGAGGAUGAAGUAAGCAUAAUCUGAACUUGGCUUUCUAUCGAGAAGUGUUUCUUACCAAAACAGUAAUUGUCCUUCAGUAUCUGUGGGUGACUGAUUCAAAAACCUCCUGUGGAUACCAAAAUCCACAGAUGCUCAAGUCCCUUGUAUAAAAUGACAUAAUAUUUGCAUAUAACCUACACACAUCCUUCAAAUACUUUGUCAUCUCCAGAUUAUUUAUAAAAUCUAAUGCAGGCAAGCACUGUGGCACACCCCUGUAAUCCCAACAGCUCACAAGGCUCAGGCAGGAGGACCACAAGUUCAAAGCCAGCCUCAGCAACCUAGCAAGGCCCUAAGUGGCUCAGUGGUUGAGUGCCCCUGGGUUCAAACCCCAGUACCAAAACAACCAAAAAAAAGAGUGCAAUAUACAUAGCUGAUAUACUGUAUUUGGGGAAUAAUGACAAAAACUAUGUUUAGUAUAGGUAGUUUUUUUUUUUCUACCAAAAAAUAUUUUUAAGCUACAGUUGAAUCCAUGAGUGCAAAAUUUAUAACUAUAUAUGAACAGAACAAAUUUUGGUGCCCAAACUUUAAAUCUCUUGUAAGCAAUUUCUAUCCCUACUCUUCAAAAUCCCAGCUGCCUUAACUGUUUGGCAUUGAUUCUGGUCAAAUAGAGUGAUAAAUGUUCUAUAUCUAUAUUCUCUAAUAGUAGCCACUAGCCAUAUGUGGCCAUUGAGCAUUUGCAAUCUGAUUAGUGCAACUGAGAAACUGAUUUUUUUUUCUUUUUUUCUACUGAACCCAGGGCCUUACGCACAUUAGGCAAGUGCUGUGCCACUGAGCCCUUUUUAAUUUUUUUUAAAUUUCGAGAAAGGGUCUCGCUAAGAGCUGGCCUCAGAUUUGGACUCCUCUUGCCUGUUUGCUGAAUAGCUGAGAUUACCAUACCUGGCCAUGAAUUUUUUUACUUUGUUUUAACUAGCUACAUUAGCACAGGUCUAGGGAAACACACAAAACUUUCCAUUUGAGGUAGCCAUCUUACCCUGUUUCUCUAUCACAUAGGAAAGUGAAAUAUACAGGGAAGUCUUCUUCUCAUCUCUUUCAAGAUUUUAUAGGUUUCUCUACUUUUCCCUUCCUACUUCUACCCAUUCUUUUUACUUUAUGUCCAUUUUAUAAGCACUUACCUACAUUUGUUCCUAUCUACAUGGAAUUGUUAAAUCUGCUAGAAUUAUUAGGCUUUGUACUCGGGCUAUUACUGCAGCUAAUUAAACCUAAAAGCAGGCUUAAUACUAGUCAUCUUAGUCUCCUUCUGUAGACAUAGAAAUGAAGGAUUAAAAACCACUUUGCCGUUUUAAUGUA